Patiria miniata (bat star) is the source of this 1424-nucleotide messenger RNA. Its product is annotated as proteasome subunit alpha type-5-like. Lineage: Eukaryota; Metazoa; Echinodermata; Asteroidea; Valvatida; Asterinidae. The record is from RefSeq and is a predicted model, not a curated record. The transcript is spliced from 9 exons. Gene Ontology annotation, biological process: proteasome-mediated ubiquitin-dependent protein catabolic process. The coding region runs from base 213 to 938 and encodes 241 amino acids. Gene Ontology annotation, cellular component: nucleus; proteasome core complex, alpha-subunit complex; proteasome core complex.
UGUGUCAGGGGUCAAACGUAACUUCCGGCGUGUGUUCGCAAAAUUUGAAGGACUUUGCGCACGUCGUGUGCACAACAUUUUAGCUGUUGUUGUCGGCGGUGUUUGCCUGAAAUUGUUUUUGCAUACCGAGGUAACGUCUUCAACUUGUUAAUCUUGUCAGCUUGGUUUCAAGUUUAUUGGUUUUGCUGAAAGGUAUUUGAGAACAGACCAAUAUGUUUCAAACAAGAUCAGAGUAUGACAGGGGUGUGAACACUUUCUCGCCAGAGGGUCGACUGUUCCAGGUCGAGUAUGCUAUCGAAGCUAUCAAGCUUGGCUCCACCGCCCUGGGUAUCCAGACGUCCGAGGGUUGUGUCCUAGCCGUAGAGAAACGCAUCACCUCGCCCUUGAUGGAGAUUUCCAGCAUUGAGAAGAUCGUGGAGGUGGACAACCAUAUUGGAUGUGCUAUGAGCGGACUCAUCGCUGACUCCAGGACCUUGAUUGAUAGGGCACGCGUUGAGGCACAGAGCCACUGGUUCACCUACAAUGAGAAGAUGUCCAUUGAGGCGGUGACCCAAGCUGUCUCUAACCUCGCCAUGCAGUUUGGGGAUGACGACGCUGACAGCGGAGCUAUGAGUCGGCCGUUUGGUGUAGCCUUGCUGUUUGCCGGUAUAGAUGAAGAAGGACCAAGAUUAUUCCACAUGGAUCCAUCCGGCACAUACAUUCAGUAUGAAGCCAAGGCGAUAGGCUCUGGUUCAGAAGGAGCACAGUCACAGCUACAGGAAACAUACCACAAGUCUAUGACUCUGAAGGAAGCAUGCAAAGAGGCUCUGGUCAUUCUGAAGCAAGUCAUGGAAGAGAAGCUAAGCUCAACCAAUGUAGAGAUGGCCACCGUAACGCGAGAGAAGAAGUUUGUGAUGUUCACGAAGGAAGAAAUCGAGGCAAUUGUAGCAGAAAUGUAGAUAGGACUAGGUUUUUGUAAACGUGUACAAGUAAUCUUGGGGGUUUUUUUUAGAAAUUUCUCGUCACUGACAACCCUGAAAAAUGUGUGCUUGUGUAUAAGCCAGUUAUCUUGACUGUUUACUGUGCUUAAUUUGAUGGCCAUCAAAUCGAUGAUUAAUAACCUUGUAGCUUGUGAACGUUUUUAUUUGUGUACCAUUAACUCUUUGCGUACAACAAGCUGAUCAACUUAAAAUGGCGCCUCCUUUAGGCCAAAAAAAAAAAUUUCUGGUAUGCGCGCGCGUCGCCCUAGCCAUGCUCGUCGGCAAAAUGAAAAAGGUUUUUUUUCAAUGAAAGAUGAUGUCUCAAAACCGCCAAACUCACUGGUUUGACUGGAAUCCUGCUGCUGCACAAUUUUAACGUGUUUUUAGAUUGGGUUAUGGUCGAGAAUAAGCUUUAGGUGGCCUCUCUGGACUCCCAUAUAUUUGCACUAAGUUUAGUCGGGCACC